AUGUCCACGAAAGCUGACAGUGGAAGAUCCUACCACCUGCAGUGCACAGGCGUAGCGAAGGAGACCGCCGAGGCACACAGUGCUCCCAAAGACAUCACACUCUUCGGUAGCUGCUUCUGUCCCUUCGUCCAACGCGUCUGGGUCGCGUUUGAGUAUCUUGGAAUUGAUUAUAAGGUAUAUGAAGUCGAUCCGUAUAAGAAACCGGCCGAUCUCCUCGAGGUGUCCCCAAAGGGUCUCGUACCAGGUUUGAGACUGGAGAACUACAAUCCUCCACGAGCCGUGAAUGAGAGCACGGUGAUACUGGAGUUUUUGGAGGAUGUUGCAGCAUCCAAGACGAAACAAAGCCUACUCCCCCCUAUAACCGAGCCAUACGCGCGGGCUCUCAUACGUCUACAAGCUGAUCAUGUCGAUCGCACACUGAUUCCCGCCUUCUAUCGCUACGUCCAAGCGCAAGACGAAGAAAAACAGAUCCAAGGUGCAAGAGACUUUGUGGAGGCCAUCAAUGGCCUCAUCAAGCUCUUCCAACGGGCUGAGAAAGAGAGCGAAUCAAACUUCGGUUUAUGGCGAGAGGGCGGCACCCUCAGCCUAGCUGAUGUCAUGGCCGGGCCCUGGCUCUUCCGCUCUACCAACGUCCUCGUCCACUAUCGCGGAUUCGCAGUACCCGAGGGGCCACAAUUCCGAACUUACCUCGAUCGCCUCUUGAACUACCCUGCUUUUAAGCGGACGUGUAGUACGGAAGAUUUAUACAUUGAUAGCUACGAACGAUAUGCGCACAACCGCCCCAAUACGAGCCAGGUUGCGAACGCGAUCAAUGCCGGCACUGCGCUACCGUGA
This is a messenger RNA of Fomitopsis serialis, 834 nucleotides long. RefSeq names its product glutathione S-transferase. NCBI's taxonomy places the organism in Eukaryota, Fungi, Basidiomycota, Agaricomycetes, Polyporales, Fomitopsidaceae. The transcript is spliced from 7 exons. The record is from RefSeq and is a predicted model, not a curated record. Gene Ontology annotation, cellular component: cytoplasm. Bases 1 to 834 code for a protein of 277 amino acids.